Zootoca vivipara (common lizard) is the source of this 897-nucleotide messenger RNA. Its product is annotated as vomeronasal type-2 receptor 26-like. Gene Ontology annotation, biological process: G protein-coupled receptor signaling pathway. Gene Ontology annotation, molecular function: G protein-coupled receptor activity. Lineage: Eukaryota; Metazoa; Chordata; Lepidosauria; Squamata; Lacertidae. Gene Ontology annotation, cellular component: plasma membrane. The record is from RefSeq and is a predicted model, not a curated record.
AUGAAUGACUGUGUUGGAUGCUCAGAAGAUCACUAUCCAAACAAGAACCGAACACAAUGCAUUCCAAAGUUAAUCAGCUUCUUGACGUUGGAAGAACCGCUUGGGAUGAGCUUAGCUUUUGGUUCCGUUUUCUUCUCUUUACUCACAAUUUUGUCCCUCGCCAUCUUUAGGAGGCAUCAGGACACACCGAUUGUCAGGGCCAAUAACCGGGACCUCACCUACGUUCUCCUCAUCUCUCUCCUUCUCUGUUUUCUCUGUCCCCUCAUCUUCCUCAGCCGACCAGACAGAGUGAGCUGCGUUCUCAGACAAAUGGCUUUUGGUGUGGUUUUCACAGUGACUGUUUCUUGUGUGUUGGCCAAAACCAUUACCGUUGUUCUGGCAUUCAUGGCCACCAAACCAGGAUCCAGAAUGAGAAAAUGGGUGGGGAAAAGACUGGCAAGCUCCAUUGUGUUGACUUGUACUAUUAUCCAAGCUGGUAUUUGCACUGUGUGGCUGGGAACCUCUCCCCCAUAUCCCCAUUUUGACAAGUGCUCUGUGAUGGGAGAAAUCAUUCUGGAAUGUAAUGACGGGUCAUCUGCCAUGUUUUACUGUGUCCUGGGCUACAUGGGCCUCCUGGCCAUUGUCAGUUUCAUUGUAGCAUUUUUAGCCAGGAAACUGCCUGACAGCUUUAAUGAGGCCAAAUUCAUCACCUUCAGCAUGUUGUUGUUUUGUAGUGUUUGGAUCUCCUUUGUUCCGGUCUACCUGAGCACCAAGGGGAAAUACAUGGUGGCUGUGGAGAUCUUCUCCAUCUUGGCCUCCAGUGCUGGCUUAAUGGGCUCCAUCUUUGCUCCCAAAUGCUACAUCAUUGUGUUGAGGCCUGAUCUGAACAGCAAGAAGCAGUUAAUAAAGAAGAAAUAA